AUGGCAAAUGCGGUGUCGCCUUUACUCAUUCCUGAAAUUGCAGGUCUCAUAUGCGAUGUUGCUGAUUCCAGAGAUCUACUCAGUUUGGUUCUUACUUGUAGAGUAUUUUAUGAUGCCGCGUCUGCUCGUCUGUGGCGUACACUUCAUCCACGCUCCCUUAUUAGCUUGCUAAAGGUCAAAAGUACACUUGAAGGGAAACACCGAGUAAAAAGUUUGUCGUGUGAUUAUCACCAACUCAUACAAACAUUUCGCUGGUCUUCCCGCGACGACCCCACUUGUCGUAAAUUUGAACUCGAAUUCUUUGAGUAUUUUGGCUUCCCCAACCUUGUUCAACUCGAAUUCUCAUAUAUGGCAGCACAAAGCCAAACACUCUACAAAAUUAUUGCUGCUAGUCCACAUCUACGCUACAUUGAUCUCUCUCAUUGUUAUUGUUUAUCAACACAGGCCAUAUUACCACUCUUCUUUAUGCCACAUCACCACCUACAAACUCUGAUUUUGUACGGAUGCGGUCAAAUUGAUCCAGACACCCUGGCAACCCUUAUUAUGCACCAUCAUCAAAGCUUACAAUGCAUUCGCCUCACAGAUAUCAACGAUCGGGUACUUGAAUCUAUUCAGCAAUGUGUUGGCCUAAAAGAUCUUGGGCUAGAACAUUGCGCCGAGGCCAAGCUAUCUGCAGGUGCCCUUUCACGCUUCAGUCGCCCCACAAAAACAUACUCCGGAUUAGGACUUGAACGGUUACGGUUACGAGACAUUGCAAGUCUGUCAUCUGAUCAUUUAAGAGGAAUUGUUGAUGGUUCGCGGUACUCUUUGUUACACCUCGAUAUCAGCGAAUGCAACCGACUCUCAAGCGAAGGAUUUGUCUAUCUCUCCUCUCAAUGUGUCUUGCUUGAAACUCUCUUAUUGGCUUAUCAAGCAGGUGUUGAGGAUGAAGCAAUUCAACUUCUAGUUCUGCAUUGCAAUCGUCUUAAACAUCUCGAUGUCUCUGGGUGCAGGUCGUUAACAGAUGAGGCGUUCCGUGCAUUUGUAAACGAGUCUGACAUAACGCCAAUUGCAUUGGAGACCUUGGAUGUGAGUGGAUUGGAAUCUGAAAUCUCACGAUCCAUUCUCGGUAGUCUGUUGAUGAAACUGCCUUAUUUAAGAGAGAUGAGUUUAGGUGCAGCUUAUGACAGAGAAGAUGCCAAUAAGAUCCUUGAAAAGGUUAAUCGCGUACACCCGUCUUUUCACAUGGAUAUUGAUCGAACUAUUUCACGCGAAUGA
Molecule: messenger RNA, 1257 nt
Organism: Phycomyces blakesleeanus NRRL 1555(-)
Lineage: Eukaryota; Fungi; Mucoromycota; Mucoromycetes; Mucorales; Phycomycetaceae
Exons: 3
Coding region: 1-1257 (418 amino acids)
Biological process (GO): SCF-dependent proteasomal ubiquitin-dependent protein catabolic process
Cellular component (GO): SCF ubiquitin ligase complex
Molecular function (GO): protein binding
Source: RefSeq, a predicted model, not a curated record